ACGCCAUUGCGCACAAAUGGAGCUAUAUUGGGCGCGCUAAAUGGCCGUUUCUACUCGAGCACUCAUGAGGCAGAUUUGGUGGUGAUCGGCUCUGGCCCUGGUGGUUAUGUUGCUGCCAUCAAGGCCGCCCAGUUGGGUUUGAAAACCGUAAGUGUUGAGAAAAAUCCCACAUUGGGUGGCACUUGCCUUAAUGUGGGCUGCAUUCCCUCGAAAUCUCUGCUAAACAAUUCGCAUUACUAUCACAUGGCUCACUCUGGUGAUUUAGCCAAUCGCGGUAUUAAUUGUGGCAGCGUAUCUUUGGACUUGGACAAACUUAUGCAGCAAAAACUAAACUCGGUCAAAGCACUUACCGGAGGCAUAGCACAGUUGUUCAAGAAGAACAAUGUUACUCAACUUACCGGUUUAGGUACAAUCGUCAAUCCCAAUGAAGUGCAAGUGAAGAAAGAUGAUGGCAGCGUUGAGACUGUGCAAACCAAGAACAUCAUGAUUGCCACAGGUAGUGAAGUUACACCAUUCCCCGGAAUUGAGAUCGACGAGGAAGUCAUUGUUUCGAGCACAGGCGCGCUCUCACUCAAGCAGGUACCCGAGAAGUUGGUUGUCAUUGGCGCUGGCGUUAUCGGCUUGGAGUUGGGCUCCGUUUGGUCACGUUUGGGCGCUGAAGUCACUGCUGUGGAAUUCAUGACAACCAUUGGUGGUGCUGGCAUUGACACCGAAGUAUCGAAGACUUUCCAGAAAGUGUUGACCAAGCAAGGCUUAAAAUUCUUGUUGGGCACCAAAGUGAUUGCCGCCUCUCGCAGUGGUAAUAACGUAACCGUCUCGGUUGAAAACGCAAAAUCUGGUGAAAAGCAAGACAUAACUUGCGACGCUUUGUUGGUGAGUGUCGGCCGUCGCCCAUAUACUGAAGGUCUUGGACUCGAAUCUGUAGGCAUUGUGAAGGACGACAAAGGGCGUAUCCCAGUAAAUGGAACCUUCCAAACUAUUGUACCAAACAUUUAUGCAAUUGGUGAUUGCAUUCAUGGUCCUAUGUUGGCACACAAAGCUGAAGAUGAGGGCAUUAUUUGCGUAGAGGGUAUUCUAGGUGGACAUGUGCACAUUGAUUACAACUGCGUGCCAUCUGUGGUAUACACACAUCCGGAAGUCGCGUGGGUAGGCAAAUCUGAGGAGCAAUUAAAGGAAGAGGGAGUGGAAUAUAAAGUUGGCAAGUUCCCAUUCUUAGCUAACUCGCGUGCUAAGACCAAUAACGAGACAGAUGGUUUUGUUAAAGUGUUAGCGGAUAAGAGUACUGACCGUGUGCUGGGCACACAUAUCAUUGGACCUGCCGCGGGUGAGCUGAUUAACGAAGCUGUGUUGGCCAUGGAAUAUGGUGCUUCUGCUGAAGAUAUUGCUCGUGUCUGCCAUGCCCAUCCCACCUGCGCCGAAGCUCUGCGAGAAGCGAAUGUUGCGGCUGCCUUCGGAAAGCCCAUCAACUUUUAAUCUUAGUCAGUGCUAUCUAUAUUAGGGAAGCAAUAAUCACCACUUAAUCACUUAACAUUUUGCUAAACACUCACUCUGCCUUUAAUUUCGUGUAAACUUAUUUAUGAAUUAUAUUAAAACAAUUGUCGCAGAAAUUGCGAUUAUUUUGCUCUGAAUUCCAUGUGAACAAAUAUUCCCAAAUAUUAAAAAAACGUUAAAUUAAGGUAACGAUUUAGUCACAUGGAUUUGGCGAUACGGCUGAAUAUUUAACACGAAAUGCGAAACAUGUAACGAAAUUAAAAG
This is a messenger RNA of Rhagoletis pomonella (apple maggot), 1755 nucleotides long. RefSeq names its product dihydrolipoyl dehydrogenase, mitochondrial. The record is from RefSeq and is a predicted model, not a curated record. Gene Ontology annotation, molecular function: flavin adenine dinucleotide binding; dihydrolipoyl dehydrogenase (NADH) activity. Lineage: Eukaryota; Metazoa; Arthropoda; Insecta; Diptera; Tephritidae. Gene Ontology annotation, cellular component: oxoglutarate dehydrogenase complex; mitochondrion.